AUGGCUGCUAUCACUUCUGAAGCUCGUAUCGACCGUUUCAAGGAGUGGCUACAGGCAAAGUCUACUCCACAGACAGCCGCCGGCCUUAAGCCAGGUAGUAGUCUCCUUCUGGCGACGGCGCUUCAUGGCCUUGCACGACGUAGCAAGGGCCAUGAACUCACUGUGAUCGAAAAAUGGGCAUCUGAACCCUUUGCGGCCAUCACAGAGAGUGAAGAGGAGCUUAACGCUCUUGGCCAGAUUUGCUGCGAGGCCAAGUCUGCUGUACGCUCUCGAAGCUUUGCUGCCUUCAACGCACCAGCUGGAAUUAUGGGCUUGUCUGAGGACGAGCCUGUUUCUCGAGACCAGUUCAACGAACAGGUCAAAGAGCACGGUGUUGAAACGCUUCAGCAGCCGCACAUACGCGCCGUUCGGGCGGACGCGGUUGGUCUAGAUGGCAACGUUCCAGAGACUGAAGAGUUUGCGUCCGCUGUAUCUAGCCUUGGUCGGGGUCUGACAAUGUUUAUGGAACCCGAGUCAGAGACAGCCGAUCAAACCCAUGGCAAUGGGAUUUAUAAAUUGGAAUUGCAGGCGUCUAUUUUCAAGUGCUACAGACGAUCGAACGAAGUUGGAAAAGAUGAAGUCUACUUCACAUGGGGAAUUGGCAACGACUCGAGAGGCCAAAACCAUCACCGAACCCCAGAGUUUGGAUCUGUCGUUACAGGCACCAUCCGUGACUUUCCCUCCAGGACUAUACUGAAUGAAGGCUGGAUUUCAAAGUGCAUGGUGGGGACUGUCGUGUGCUGGGAAGCAGACCAUAGCGACAGUGAGUGGUAUCGGAAGCUCAAUGCAGCCAUGGAACAUGGGGCCCGAUUGGCGGCCGAUUUGGCUUUCGAUGUUGGCAGCGAUGCUAUGAACGAAUUAAUAGGCCAGCUUCCCGGUUUCAGUCAGUAUGCUGAUAUGUUGUUCUGGAUAGAAAACAUAGCCUUGAUUGUUCAAGGGUUAGUUAACUGGCUGCGCAAUAAGGAUGAUAAGGUAGCCGAGCAUAAUUAUGGUUUUACAAAAGGCUUUUUAGAGGGCUUUAUGGAUAUAGAAGCCUAUAUUCAGAUGAUGUUUGAUGGAGGCAGUGGGGGGCAGCACGCUAUAUCUGCUAGAGUUAUGUCUACAGGUGUUGGUGGCGGGGCUAUACCGAUUAAGAAUUAG
This is a messenger RNA of Fusarium sp. VM40, 1179 nucleotides long. The record is from the annotation of a GenBank genome assembly. Lineage: Eukaryota; Fungi; Ascomycota; Sordariomycetes; Hypocreales; Nectriaceae.